CGCGCGGCGCGAGCCAAGCCUCACUCAGCUCAAACGCGAGCACAUUGUCGCGUCUUCGUGUGGGCUUGAAUCAACCAGCUAAAUCUGCUCCUCGCUGGCGUGUUUCUGUCAUUUCCACCUCGGACACUGCCAUGAAUAAAGGAACCGUGGUUUUGGCCUACAGCGGCGGACUGGACACCUCAUGCAUUCUGACCUGGCUGAAGAACGAUGGCUAUGAUGUCGUCGCCUUCAUGGCCAAUGUGGGACAACAUGAAGAUUUUGAAGCCGCUCGGGAAAAGGCCGUUAAACUUGGAGCCAAAGAGGUCUACAUUGAGGACCUGCGUCAUGAAUUUGUGGAGGACUUCAUCUGGCCAUCACUUCAAGCCAACGCCGUCUACGAGGACCGAUACCUCAUGGGCACAUCGAUCGCUCGCCCAUGUAUCGGCAGAAAACUGGUGGAGAUUGCCAGAAAGGAAGGAGCGGAGUAUGUGGCACAUGGUGCUACUGGAAAGGGUAACGACCAGGUGCGUUUUGAGCUGACAUGCUACGCUCUUUAUCCCGAGGUUAAGAUCCUUGCUCCAUGGAGGAUGCCAGAGUUUUACAACCGCUUUCGGGGAAGAUCCGACCUCCUUGCGUAUGCUGAGCAAAAUGGCAUCCCAAUAUCCAUCAGUCCUCGUGCACCAUGGAGCAUAGAUGCUAACAUUAUGCACAUAAGCUACGAGUCAGGCAUCCUGGAGAAUCCCAAGAGCCACGCUCCAGUUGACCUUUAUUUGAUGACCAGAGACCCAAAAGAUGCACCCUCUAUGCCUGAUGUCCUGGAGAUUGAGUUCAAAAACGGGGUCCCCAUCAAGGUGGUCAAUCAGAAGGAAAAUGUGUCAAAGGAAACGCCACUGGAUAUUCUGCUUUAUCUCAAUGAAAUCGGAGGGAAGCAUGGAGUCGGUCGCAUCGACAUUGUGGAGAAUCGAUUCAUCGGAAUGAAAUCCCGAGGAAUAUACGAAACCCCGGGGGGCACCAUCCUCCUUCAGGCACAUUUAGACAUUGAGACCUUCACCAUGGACAAAGAGGUCAGACGCAUCAAGCAAGGACUCGGAAUUAAAUUCUCCGAACUCGUCUACAACGGAUUCUGGUACAGUCCAGAGUGUAUCUUCGUGAGACACUGCAUCUCCAAAUCCCAGGAGGACGUGGAGGGUAAAGUCCAGCUGUCCGUCUUCAAGGGUCAGGUCUAUAUUCUGGGCCGAGAGUCGGUCAAGUCCCUGUACAAUGCGGAGCUGGUCAGCAUGGAUGUCCAGGGAGACUACGACCCAGGUGAUGCCUCUGGAUUCAUCCGAGUCCACGCAGUCAGGCUGCGGGAGCAUCAUCGUCUGCAGGGUUUGUCCAGCAGCAAGCAGUAGCUUCUGUCCAUCAUCCUCCAUGGCUUUUACUUCUGCUGGAGGAGCCACUGUAGGAGCGUCCUGUUACACCAGGCUGUUCAGACAGAUCUGUGACAAAGAGUCAUGCAACAUCUUUUGUUCAUGCAUCUAAACCCCUAACUCUAAAUAAAGAGCCAUGUCUUA
This is a messenger RNA of Synchiropus splendidus (mandarinfish), 1532 nucleotides long. It is a transcript of the gene ass1, whose product is annotated as argininosuccinate synthase 1. The record is from RefSeq and is a predicted model, not a curated record. Gene Ontology annotation, cellular component: cytoplasm. Gene Ontology annotation, molecular function: ATP binding; argininosuccinate synthase activity. The transcript has 15 exons. Gene Ontology annotation, biological process: urea cycle; L-arginine biosynthetic process. Lineage: Eukaryota; Metazoa; Chordata; Actinopteri; Syngnathiformes; Callionymidae. The coding region runs from base 132 to 1370 and encodes 412 amino acids.